Manduca sexta (tobacco hornworm) is the source of this 2434-nucleotide messenger RNA. RefSeq names its product dynein intermediate chain 2, ciliary. The coding region runs from base 115 to 2322 and encodes 735 amino acids. NCBI's taxonomy places the organism in Eukaryota, Metazoa, Arthropoda, Insecta, Lepidoptera, Sphingidae. Gene Ontology annotation, biological process: outer dynein arm assembly; cilium movement. The record is from RefSeq and is a predicted model, not a curated record. Gene Ontology annotation, molecular function: dynein heavy chain binding; dynein light chain binding. The transcript has 17 exons. Gene Ontology annotation, cellular component: outer dynein arm.
GUACCUGAGAAUUUAUUUACGAAUUUGUCAAACUUUUUCAGCUAAGCGAUAUUUUCGGUGUUCUAUUUUAUUGUUAUUAUUUAACUAAUGAUUGUUUUUCUCGGCUAAUUAGUUAUGGCACCGAAGAAGCAGAAGGAGGUUACUUCGAAAUCGCGCGGUAACCUAGUUGAAGAUGACGCUCUUGAUUGGCUUAAACCUCGCUCCCUUAUUAAACCCGAAGAUCAGGAAGAUGUUCCAGACGCGGACCUAGAAGAAGAAGUAGGUCGUGUUUUGACUACCAUCAACCUUCAAUGGGUAGCCGAUGAGGUAGCUUACCAUUAUGGUCAAGGACGUUUUGUACCUAAACCGAAACCAACGUUUGGAAAAGCAUAUCCUCUCUACAUAUAUCAAGGUACAGCUAUUCGAAAGGAUUCUGACGAAGCGAAAGCACAAAUUGCUGCAGGAUAUGGUAUGGUGGGAUUCGAUGACGCUGGACCGAAACGAGCGAAGGUCAAGAAGUCCAGUGCUGAAGAAGAAGAAGAGGAGGAACCUGAACCUGAACCCCCACCACCCGAAGAGGGUAAAGGAGAAGAAGAUGCAGUAGCUGAAGAAGAGAAGCCUGAAGGUGGCGAGGCGCCCGCAGAGCCAACAGAUGUCGGUGCUGAGGAGGGAGAACUGGCAGAGGGCGCCGAGGAAGCUGAACCCGAAGAAAGAGAAGAAGCUCGAGGGGGUGGGGACGAAGAAGUUAUUGAAAUAAAGCCACGCGUAAAGAAACUAGCGAAUCAAUUCAACUUUUGCGAAAGAGCCGCACUAACAUACAACUUUCCACGAAGGUCUGUGGAUACGCAAACCAUACCACCGCCUCGAGCGAAUUACGGCGCGACAGCUCUCCAGUGCAUCAUAUUCGACUACUAUCAAGAAGAUUACGCCAGGAAAUUACGGGAGAAAGAAGAAGAAAAACCAAAACGGCUGCGCAAGAAAGCGGCGAAACAUGCAAAAUCAGCGCAACAAAUACACGAUGAACUACUAGCGCAGCGCAUCCGCGAGGCUUGGACGGUCCUCGAGAGACUCGUCAAUCAGAACAUCUACGAUGACAUAGCUCAAGACUACCGAUAUUGGGACGAUCCGUCAGACGAGUUCCGUGAAGGUAUGGGCUCACUGCUGCCUCUGUGGAAGUUCCAAUAUGAACCGAUGAGGAACCACGCUGUCUGCGAUCUUCAAUGGAACCCACAUUAUCAAGAUUUAUUCACUGUUGCAUACGGGUCGUUGGACUUCACUAACCAGCAAAAGACCGGGUGCUUAUGCCUGUACAGCAUUAAGAACCCAGCGUAUCCUGAAUACGCUGUCAUAACUGAGUCUCCGAUCAUCUGCCUGGAUGUAUAUAAGGAAACGCCGUAUCUCAUAUGCGUUGGUCUUUAUGAUGGUAAUGUGUGCGUGUACAACGCCCAGUUGACCCUCGAAUCUUCAUAUCAAUACAAAUCAGAUUCGGUUCGAGAUAAACACAGUAAUAUUGUAUGGGAGAUAAGAUGGGGCGCUCGUCUGAUAGACGGCGAGUCGACUUUCUUCUCUAUCUCUGGAGACGGCAGGGUGGUGCAGUGGGCAGUGAUGCCCGGCGAGCUGCAGGCCACCACCAUCAUCACGCUCACAUCCAACGUGCCGCCGAUACCAGGCCCUGAUGGGACGCUCAUCACUGUUAAUAGUUGCGGCAGCUGCAUCUGCUUCCAUCCAGAGAAGCCAGACAUCUUCAUGGUGGGCACAGAGGACGGUAUGAUCCACACAUGUUCCUUGAAAUACAACAGGAACUACGUGUCGUCGGUGCAGGCGCACCACAUGCCCGUGUACAGGAUCAACUAUAAUUACUUCAAUAAUAGUAUCUAUGCUUCGUGUUCGGGCGAUUGGAGGGUCAAGAUAUGGGAGGAUGGUCGGGACGAGCCUCUAUUUAUGUUCGAAUUGGGAUCGCCCGUCGGAGAUGUCAAAUGGGCUCCGUACUCGAGCACCGUGUUUGCAGCUUGCACCGCCGACGGGAAGGUUUACGUAUUUGAUUUGAAUGUAAACAAAUAUCGGCCGAUUUGCGUGCAAGCUGUGGUCUCCAAGAAGACUAAAAAGUUGACGAGAAUCGACUUCAAUAUGCGACUGCCGGUCAUCGUGUGUGGAGAUACUAAAGGAACAUGUCAUGUUCUAAAAUUAUCCCCUAAUCUUCGAGUUAUGUGCAAACCGCCUAAAAAAGCCCAAGGAAUGGAUCAACGAACAUUACAGAUCAUGAAGCUUGACAAACUUCUCAGCUUAGUUCGGGACCCGCCCUACCAAACCGGCGUAGUGGAUGAGAAGUUUGAUGACGACUAAACAAUUUACUUUUUUUAUUUAUUAUUUAUUUUAGUUCUUAGUAACUUAUCAUAAUACCUACUUGAUUUAAUUGAUAUUUUCAUGCAAAUAAAACACAUUAUUAUUUCUUAAU